Messenger RNA from Helianthus annuus (common sunflower), 697 nucleotides. RefSeq lists its product as uncharacterized. The transcript is spliced from 2 exons. The record is from RefSeq and is a predicted model, not a curated record. NCBI's taxonomy places the organism in Eukaryota, Viridiplantae, Streptophyta, Magnoliopsida, Asterales, Asteraceae. The coding region runs from base 64 to 465 and encodes 133 amino acids.
CCAAAUACUUAAAACUUCUCUACGCUUAAUCGUUCGUAUCUUGGCUGCGUCGGCACAUAAUCGAUGCACGUCUCUAGACUGUGCUCCUGUUACGCACCAUCAAGCUCGAACAAAGGAACUCCAGGAGACAAAAGCCGCAACAGAUCAUACAACAAAAAACAUCAACAUGUGAUCAUCAAGGACGAUGAACAUGUUCAUCGAGGGAAGAUCAACGGUGUUAGCAGCGAGAGCAGAAGCAAGAUGUAUGGAACCGAUCACAAAGGAAUAGGAAUACCGAUCAAGACUAAUUUCAAAAAAACUUUAGCACAAGAAGAUGCUAAUCGAAUUAGUUCGGGAAUAAGAAAAGUUACAUGGUCUGAUGCGUAUGGCAAAAGUAUCGCUCAUGUUCAAGAAUUCGAGCCCAGUGUGUCUGAUGACGGCGAGCUAGGGGGCGUACGCAAUUCAUGUGUAUGUACUAUACUUUAACUAGGGUGUUUGUUGACUUUUUUCAAGUCAAAGCAGAUUUCUAAACAGUAAACUCCAAUUGUGUAUGCUCCAUUGACAAUAUAUGUUCUUGACCUUUUGCAAGUCAACAAAGUUGUGGAAGCAUAAGCAUUGACCACAAAGUCAAACAAAAUAACUCCACAACAGUUUUUGACCUUUUGCAAGUCAACAGUUGUGUAUACUACUAUACUCCGUUGACUUCUCGUGCAAUCAG